CAAAACCAUUCGCAUCUGGGGUUUAACUUUUAUUUAUUUAUUUUUCACACAUACCGUUUUCCUGGCUCCAAGUUCCUGUUUUGAUCCAACUUUUCUGUUUCUUGUGUCUGUUUCUUGGUUUUUCAAUGAAAUGGCAUGUGGGUUUUUGAUGGGGUUAUGAAUGUGUCGUGUUGCAAUGGCAUGUGACCGUGUGAGGUUAUGCGUUGGUGUUGUUUUUUGUGCGAUUGCAGUGGUUUACAGUGCCACAGAUACCAAUGACCUGAAAAUCUUACUUGAUUUCAAGAAGGGAUUGGAGAAUCCUGACCUGCUUGACUGGCCGGACAAUGGCGAUGAUCCUUGUGGGACUCCAUUAUGGCCGCAUGUCUUCUGCGAAGGGAAUAGAGUGUCCCAGAUUCAGGUUCAAAAUAUGGGUCUAAUGGGUCCUUUACCUCAAAACUUCAACCAGCUCACCAAGCUCUCCAAUCUGGGGCUUCAGAGGAACAGAUUCUAUGGUAAAUUGCCCACCUUUAGUGGUUUAUCGGAACUGGAAUUCGCAUUCUUGAAUGAAAAUGAAUUCGACACCAUCCCGUCUGAUUUUUUCGACGGACUAAGCAGUUUGCAGGUCUUGGCUCUGGAUAAGAAUCCCUUGAACGCAACUACAGGCUGGUCUAUUCCUAAGGAAUUGGCAAAUUCAGUUCAGUUGGUAAACAUUUCUAUGAUGCAGUGCAAUUUGGUUGGACCAAUACCUGAUUUUCUUGGGAAAUUACCUGGUAUUGUUGCUCUGCAACUCUCUUAUAACAAUUUGUCUGGCGAGAUUCCGGCGAGUUUUGGGGACUCAUUGAUGCAGAUUCUAUGGCUGAAUAAUCAAGAUGGUGGUGGGAUGAGUGGUACAAUUGAUGUCAUCUCAAAAAUGGAGACUUUAUCACAGCUUUGGCUCCACGGGAAUCAGUUUACAGGGACGAUUCCAGAGGAUAUUGGAAAUUUGGUUACUUUGAAAGAUCUCAACCUCAAUGAUAACAAACUUGUCGGUUUGGUUCCUGAGAGCUUGGCCAAGAUGGAGUUGGAUAAUUUGGUCUUGAACAAUAAUCUGCUGAUGGGUCCAAUUCCAAAGUUGAAGUCUGGUAAUUUCUCUUAUGCUUCCAACUUAUUUUGUCAAUCUGAACCUGGGAUUCCAUGUGCUCCAGAAGUUACUGCACUUUUGGAUUUUCUUGGUGGUCUGAAUUACCCUGUAAAUCUUGUUUCUCUAUGGUCUGGUAAUGAUCCUUGUGGGGGGCGUUGGAUGGGAUUGAGUUGCAAUCCACAGUCUAAGGUUUCUGUCAUUAACUUGCCUAGACAUAAUCUUAGCGGUACUCUUAGUCCUUCAGUUGCAAAGUUGGAUUCACUGACUCAAGUCAGGCUUGGGGGAAAUAGUAUACAUGGUACUGUUCCAAUGAAUUUUAUAGAAUUGGAAUCUCUAGUAUUAUUGGAUUUAAGUGGAAAUAAUCUGGAGCCUCCAUUACCGAAAUUUCAUGAUAGUGUCAAGGUUGUCACUGAAGGAAAUCCACUGUUGAGUGCUAAUCAGACCACUUUACCUCCUUCCCCUCCUAGCACUCCAUUACCUAUUCCUCCUCCUGCUGGCAGUCCUCCAACUUUAGUUCCAAUCUCCCCACCAAAAUCUCCACCGGACAGUGGUGGAGUAAAGUCACCAGCACCAAAAAGAGAACCCUCCCCUGGUAAGGAUUCUGAUUCUACUCCUGAUCAUGUGGAGGCCUCAUCUAAUGAUUCCAAAAUAUUCAAACUUCUAAUGGUGGUUGGAGUUACAAUUGUUUUUGUCUUGCUUCUUGUGUUAAUUUUGUCAUAUAUAUACUGCUGUAAGAAGAGGAAAAGCAGUCAGGCUCCUAAUGUCAAUGUGGUUCAUCCCAAAGACCCCUCUGAUUCUGAAAAUAAUGUUAAGAUAGCAGUUUCAGAUACAACCUCAGGAAGCUUGAAUGCUCAAAUCCCAAUAAGUUCUAGGAAUAGUUAUAGCAGUGCAACAACAAACUCUCAUGUUAUCCACUCUGGAAACUUGGUUAUAUCUGUUCAAGCUCUUCGCAAGGUAACCAAGGAUUUUGCCCAAGAAAAUGAGCUUGGCCGUGGUGGAUUUGGAACUGUUUACAAGGCUGAACUUGAAGAUGGAACAAAACUAGCUGUUAAGAGAAUGAAGAGCAGAGCAGUAAAUAAUAAAGCUGUGGAUGAAUUUAAGGCUGAAAUUGAUGUUCUCUCUAAGGUCCGGCACAGGCAUCUUGUAUCUCUUUGGGGAUACUGCAUUGAAGACAAUGAGAAUCUCCUGGUGUAUGAAUAUAUGCCUGAGGGUGCUCUAAGCAAGCAUUUAUUCCACUGGAAACACAUGAAUUUGAAACCUCUGUCUUGGACACAGAGACUCACCAUUGCAUUGGAUGUGGCUAGAGGAAUGGAGUAUCUGCAUGGACUGGCCCACGAAACUUUUAUACACAGAGAUCUCAAAUCUUCCAAUAUUCUCCUGGACAAUCAUUUUCGGGCAAAAGUUUCUGAUUUUGGAUUGGUGAAACUUGCACCUGGAAGAGGGAAGUCUAUUGUGACUAAGCUUGCCGGAACAUUUGGAUACCUAGCGCCUGAAUAUGCUGUAAUGGGGAAAAUCACAACUAAAGUUGAUGUCUUCAGCUAUGGAGUGGUGUUGAUGGAACUGUUGACUGGAUUGACAGUACUUGAUGAGGAGCGUCCUGUGGAGAGCCAUUACUUGGUUCAUUGGUUUUGGCGUACAAAAUCUAGCAUGGACAAGCUCAGGGAUGCUCUUGAUCUAGCUCUUGAACACGAAGUACUUGAGAGCGAAGAAACGUUAAAGACCAUCUCUAUCAUAGCUGAACUCGCUAUACAAUGCACAGCAAGGGAGCCUAACCACCGGCCUGAAAUGGGCCAUGUGGUGAAUGUGUUGGCACCACUGGUUGAGAAGUGGAAACCAAUUGAUCAUUCAUCUGAUGAGUCUUGUGCAGGCAUUGACAUCAACUACAACAUACCACUUCUCGAUAUGUUAAAGGGUUGGAAGGAAGUCGGAACCCAAAGCACCAUCUUUACUAGUGAUGACAGCACUGGUAGUAUCCCAGCAAGACCAGUUGGAUUUGCAGCCUCCUUCAACUCUUCUGAUGCCCGGUGAUGAGGGGUAAAUCUCCAUACAUGGAAGGAAUAAGUUGCUUAGAUGUGCGGCAACAAGCAAGUGUCCUAGUUUUUCCCAUAUUGUGUUUGUCAUUUCUUUAAUUAUGCAGUCUGCAAAUUUUAUUUUACUUUCUUUUGUAAAAGGAUUGCUAUCAAAGGGAUUUCUCGCAUGGAAGGCAGACAUGAAUCGUAAAUAAUAUAGCUGGGUUUCAUGU
This is a messenger RNA of Rubroshorea leprosula, 3341 nucleotides long. Lineage: Eukaryota; Viridiplantae; Streptophyta; Magnoliopsida; Malvales; Dipterocarpaceae. The record is from the annotation of a GenBank genome assembly.